GUGAUCAAGCGAGCGGUGACCAGACGGGUAUAACGGCGUUUUCUUUUUAUCAAUGCCUUUUGUACCUUGAUUUGGGAGCAAACGGUUGGUGUCUGGUCUAAAAAAUGUACAAAAGGCAAUCUAAGACUAUUCAAGGCAGCAUCAACUCCAACUUAGAAGACGAAAUGGCAAUCAACAGCAAAUCAAAAACAUUCACAAAUGGAAAAGCUCCUAAUUAUAAAGUGUCCAAAGAGGAAUCUGCGAAGAGUAUAACCCUGACCCAAGGUGCAGCUCUUAUCAUAGGAAUAAUGAUYGGUUCUGGAAUUUUUGUUUCACCAAAAUUUGUGCUAGAGAAAUCAGGAUCUGUAGGGAUGAUGGUGAUAGUAUGGACUUUUUCCGGGCUGAUUGCAAUGCUGGGAGCAUUAUGCUACUGCGAACUUGGAACAUUCAUUCAAAAAUCUGGUGGAGAGUAUAUUUAUUUCAAAGAAGCAUAUGGGUCAUUGCCUGCUUUUUUGGUGAGCUGGACUAUCAUCUUAGUUCUCAAGCCGGCAUCAAUAGCAAUUAUUUGCAUGGCAUUUGCAUAUUAUUCCUGUCUUCCCUUUCUUCCUGAGGGAUCAACAGAGCCUACUGUUCUCGUCAAAGUAAUUGCAAUGCUAUGUAUUGUGAUACUCACAAUUAUCAAUUGUUUGAGUACAAAAUUAGCAGCCCAAACUCAAGUUCUCUUUACUGGAAUGAAACUUUUAGCAAUUGGUUUAGUUGUGAUUAUAGGGCUGUAUAAUAUAGCCACAGGACACACAAAAAACUUUGAAAACCUCUUCAAUGGUACAAGUAGUAGUCCAGGAAAGCUUGCCCAUGCUUUUUAUAGUGGCCUUUGGGCCUUUGAUGGCUGGAACCAACUGAAUUAUGUUACUGGAGAGCUGAAGAACCCGACAGAGAACCUCCCCAAAGCAGUAAUCAUUGCACUUCCUUUGGUCACCCUCUGUUAUGUUCUGGUCAAUAUAGCUUAUGUGUGUGUCCUUACACCAGCAGAAGUCAUCUCGUCAAGUGCAGUUGCCAUAUCUUUUGCUGAAAAAAUUCAUCCAGCUUUUCUGGUUAUGAUGCCACUGUUGGUUGCUUGCUCUUGCUUUGGAGCAGCAAAUGGCUCCAUUUUUACCAAUGGCCGAGUAGUUUGCGCAGCAGCAAAGGAAGGACACAUGCCUACUUUCUUUGCAACAGUUAACUCCAGACUGAAAAUGCCAAUUUAUGCAGUUGCAUUUCCCUCUGUUAUUGCAAUCUUACUGCUUCUACCCAGCAAUCUUGAAUYCCUCAUAAGCUGUUUUAGUUUUGUAGCAUGGAUGUUCUAUGGAGGAACUAUUUUGUCUCUUCUCGUACUGCGGCUGAGAAUGCCCCAUAAGCACAGGCCUUACAGGGUUUGGACUGUUGUACCAAUUCUCAUGGUUCUUGUAGCACUUUAUCUGGUUCUUGCCCCAUUCAUUGAAAAACCAAAGGAUUCAGCCUUUGCUUUAAUGUAUAUUUUGGCUGGGAUUCCAUUUUAUUAUAUUUUCUCAAAAAAGUAAAACAAUACUUUUCUUAUUGUAAACCAUUUCUCAAUUAGACAGAGCAUUAUAUAGCCUGAGAUGACAGAUGUCUGACACUCGCCACCCCACUGCCAAGACAGACAUACAGACUCUGGUGGGGGGUAGGCACAAAAUAUCAUCCGGUCUUCUCAGUCCAAGCAUUAUAAAGCUUGUUAUUUUAUUUUGCAUCCCAUAACAAUAUAUAUAUGUGUGUAGAGUAUAUGUGUGUAAGUCAACGUGUAAUAGUAAAAUAGGCACAAAAGAAAACAAUGGAAUUAUAGUCUACUAAAGUGUAUUAGUCUAAUAUCUGUUUCACAGGUUUAAUAACUUCAAAGUGAAGAAAUCACAUAUAUAUGUAUAUAUGUAUAUAUGUAUAUAUGUACUGUUURAUAAACGAGCAGGAGUGUUUUAUCGGGUAUAAAACACGAGGCAUAGCCGAGUGGUUUUAGACCUGAUAGAACACGAUCUGC
Messenger RNA from Actinia tenebrosa (Australian red waratah sea anemone), 2005 nucleotides. RefSeq names its product b(0,+)-type amino acid transporter 1. Gene Ontology annotation, molecular function: L-amino acid transmembrane transporter activity. NCBI's taxonomy places the organism in Eukaryota, Metazoa, Cnidaria, Anthozoa, Actiniaria, Actiniidae. Gene Ontology annotation, biological process: amino acid transmembrane transport. The record is from RefSeq and is a predicted model, not a curated record. Gene Ontology annotation, cellular component: membrane.